AUGUCACCAACACUUGUUGAAGGAGGCCCGAAACUUGAAGCGGCUAUCUGUGAGGUUCGAUCUAUCAUCAAGCAGGAAGAUUUUAUCAACAUCAAAUUUGAGAAGGAUGAGUUUGGACAUGACAAAAAUCUAGAUGUAUCUAAGCUUGUGGAGAACGACAUCUACAACGAAGCCGUCCAAAAGGUUGGCCAAGAGGUCGUGAAUCAAACGAAGACAGCGGUUCGGCAAAGAUGGCCAAACGAUGAAAUCAGGUGGCGCGCCAAUGUGAUCCGCCAUAGACAUGGUUCUAUAGCGGGCUACUUGAGCGCCCUACUGCCCAUACCUAAUGAGGCCAGCGCACGGCCCCAAAUCGUCUUUCAUUCGGCAAGUCACGACCACCAGGCACAGCGUCCUGCGGCAGUGACCAUCACAGAAGGGAAUUCUGAGAUAUACCUGUUUGACGAAGACACCAAUGCCUGA
Diaporthe citri is the source of this 459-nucleotide messenger RNA. RefSeq lists its product as uncharacterized. The record is from RefSeq and is a predicted model, not a curated record. Lineage: Eukaryota; Fungi; Ascomycota; Sordariomycetes; Diaporthales; Diaporthaceae. The transcript is spliced from 3 exons. Bases 1 to 459 code for a protein of 152 amino acids.